GGUAUUAGAUUGUGGUUUUUAGUUUGAUUGAAGUGUUUGUCGAGUGAAUACAUUUUUUAAGAUACUUAUAAAAAAUAAAUUAACUAUCAACAUGAGGCUUAUUUCUUUCUUUUUUUGCAUACUACUGCCUUAUCUAGUUUUUGCGCAGAUCAAAAGUAGACACUCAGUUUCAGGAAAUUUUGAACAAACUUCUAACUUUACUAAUUAUUAUUCGCCACUACCCCAGCCGAUAAAUGCUAAUGCAUGGAAUUAUUCUUCAACAACAAUCAAUUACCCUCAGCAACAAUUGGGGAAUACAAUUUACCCAACUUUUCCACCUUAUAAUACUGUAGUUUCGAGAAAUGAUUUAUCGGCUCCUACGACGACGUUAAAAGCAUCAAAUAAUCAUAAUGGAUGGAAUUCUUCAACUUCACAUAAUCAAUCGGGAAAUGGAAAUUAUUUUUCACCUGCUACAGUCUUGCCAGCCCUUAAUUAUAACACGCAAACUGUUCCAGGACAGAAUAUAUCCCCUUUUGCAGCAUUACUAGCAUCUAAUUCUAAUUCAUCAAUGAAUGUGCAUAAUCAACAAUUGGGAAACGCUCACAUAUUUCCAGGAUUGAAUUACAACAUUCAAACUGUAACGGCUACACCAAUUUUCAAAGACAGGACUGCAGAGUUUUUGAACCACACUCGGCUGAAUAUAGCAUCUGGAUUUUGUUUCACUGAAGUGCCAACAGCAUCACUUGUGGCAGGUAAACUCAAUGCCGUUGCCAUCCCACGAGGCAACGGUUCGACACCAACUAUGAGUCGAAUUCAAAUAUGCUGUGAUGGGUACCAACGUAAUCCUCAUGUUUUCCGCAAGUGUGAUCCAAUUUGUAAGGAUGAUUGUCCCAAUGGUAUUUGCACAGCCCCCAACACUUGUGUCUGUCUACCUGGAAAUAUUCGAGAUCAUGAAGAUAAUUGUGUUCCAAUCUGUCCCAUUGGUUGCCGCAAUGGUAUUUGCCAACCAAAUGGAUCUUGUGUUUGUAAAUCUGGCUUCAUUUUGGAUCCUACUUCAAGGCAAUUCUGUAGACCGCAUUGUAGUAAGGGAUGCGGCGGUGUUGGGACAUGUGUUGCUCCUGAGACUUGUCGUUGCCCAUUCAACUAUGAAUUAUCUCCAUCUGGAGUAUGCCAGCCGAAAUGUGAAAAUUGCGACGGAACUUGCACAGCUCCAGGAGUUUGUAGCUGUAAUCGGGGAUAUAUUAGAAAAGGAAAUAUUUGUGAGCCAAUAUGUACAAAGGGAUGUUUAAAAGGCACUUGCACAGCUCCUGAAACGUGCACUUGUAAGCCAGGAUUCACUCUUGACAGUAGCAAAGCUAAUUGUGUGCCUCAUUGCGAAAAACCGUGUUUGAAUGGAUUCUGUGAUGGCUAUAAUGUGUGUUCUUGUAAUCCUGGAUACAUUUUGGACGCUACUCAAACGAAUGUCUGUAAGGCCCAUUGUCCAUCUGGGUGUCCUAAUGGAACUUGUACUUCACCAAACUUUUGCAUAUGCAAUAAGGGAUUUAGAAAGAGUGGAAUUAAGGGCAAACAGAAUUGUGUUCCGUUAAUAAAAUGCUCUCACUACGUGAGGCAGCAUUUCAAAUUAAACUCGUGCCCAGUAAAGUUCGCCUUAAAAGCUGAAAUAAAACUUUAUUCCAAUUCAAUAAUGUUUCCGCAGAUAAGGGCAUUCCUCGUGGGUGCUGCUUUUAUCAGCUUCGGUUUGGUCUUAAGUGAGCGCGAAAUCUCCGGUGAUAUCUUCAUAUCGGAAGCUCGUAGUUUGGCUUAUAUGAAAAAGAACUACACACACAAAUGUUGGAAACAAGUGCCGGUCGUUCUCUUCAGAACGGAGAGGAAUGAGUACAUUCAAGGCAACGGAAGCAACAUUCAUUUCCAUGAAGUCGAAGACUGUUGUGAAGGAUACAAACGAACUCGCUAUGACUGGAAUCGGUGUGAACCAGAUUGUGGCACAAAGUGCAAGAACGGCUUCUGCACAGCACCGGGCCGUUGUGAGUGCUUCGAUGGAUUCACCAAGAACGAUCGAGGUGAAUGUGUGUAUGCAUGUCCUCUGGGGUGUGAAAAUGGACGAUGCUAUUUGAAUGGGACUUGUCGCUGUAACAGAGAUCACACAUUGGAUCCAACUCGAAGCUUUUGCCGCCCAAACUGCAUACCGGCUUGUGGUCAUAAUCAGAUUUGUGUGGAGACGGAUAAGUGUGAUUGUAAGGACGGCUAUCAGAUGACACCGAUUGGCUGUCAACCGAUUUGCACUCCAGAUUGUGGACAUGGUAGAUGUGCUGCUCCGAACAAAUGUGAAUGUUUUGCAGGAUUUUACAUGAGACCGCCGAGAACAGUUUGUGAAGCCGUUUGUGAUAAUAUGAUCUGUGAAAAUGGCUUCUGUGAAUCGAGAUAUAGAUGUCAGUGCCACGAUGGCUUUAGGUACGACCAAAAUACGACGAACUGUCUGCCGGAUUGUGGUGAUAAGUGCGAAAAUGGUGUUUGCAAACAACCGGGUGUCUGUCACUGUUUCGAGGGCUUCGAAUCUAAGGGCGAUACUUGUGUGCCGAAAUGUGAAAACGGAUGCGGUCGCUACGGCAAGUGCAUUGCACCAAACAUCUGUGGCUGUAGUUUCUCGAAUCAAAUGUGUUCCUUCGGAAAUUGUGAUGCCUUCGGUAAGUGCGUAUGUGCGGAAGGACUUGUGCGAUUCAUUGACAAAUGUGUUAGUCCCGAUCGAAUCGAGCUGCUAGUAACUAGUUUUGAACAAAGAGAAUUUUACAAUCAGGAAUUGAAAUUGGAAUUUAAUAAUUUAAUUGGCAGACACUUUGGUGAUUUGUAUUCUUUUUAGUUUAUUAUUUUGAUCUUUUUCUAUUAUUGUUCUAGAAAUAAUUAUGAAUAAUAUACAUUGUAUAUGAAUUUGUUUUGUUAAGUUCUUAAUAACUAAUAAAUUACAAAUUAAAAAAGAAAAGAAAA
Molecule: messenger RNA, 2961 nt
Organism: Eupeodes corollae
Lineage: Eukaryota; Metazoa; Arthropoda; Insecta; Diptera; Syrphidae
Product: tenascin-like
Exons: 7
Coding region: 92-2836 (914 amino acids)
Source: RefSeq, a predicted model, not a curated record